Messenger RNA from Pisolithus orientalis, 1540 nucleotides. Its product is annotated as 60Kd inner membrane protein-domain-containing protein. Gene Ontology annotation, cellular component: mitochondrial inner membrane. The record is from RefSeq and is a predicted model, not a curated record. The coding region runs from base 1 to 1128 and encodes 375 amino acids. Gene Ontology annotation, biological process: protein insertion into mitochondrial inner membrane from matrix; mitochondrial respiratory chain complex IV assembly. Lineage: Eukaryota; Fungi; Basidiomycota; Agaricomycetes; Boletales; Pisolithaceae. The transcript has 5 exons. Gene Ontology annotation, molecular function: membrane insertase activity.
AUGGUCGUGCGGGCUAUGCUAAGCUCGGGCGGUCGACUGGGUCUGCGUGCAUCAAGCUAUGGUGCUGGUCCAGCUGGUGUUGCGGGUGCACGCAGCUUUUGGUGGUCCAAGUCACCUGCACCUGAGCCUAACUCAUCCGCGAUUCCCGCGUCACCAGUUCCUCCAGCCCAGCCUUUGGAGACUGAGUCCAACAAUAUCUCGAUCGACACAGCUACGCAAAACCCCGCAUCCGCCGUGUCCGAGCUGGCUAACGUCAUACAGCCUCUACAACACGGCGGUCUUUAUGACCUAGGACUCGUUAGUUGGUGGUCGCCUGCAGGAUGGGUGAGGUAUUCCAUGGAAGUUCUGCAUGUUACUACCGGCAUGCCAUGGUUCUAUGUCAUUGUGGCUGGAACGAUUGCAUGGAGACUAGCAUCAAUUCCAUUGACCAUCAUGUCUACUCGGAACGCGUCUCGUCUCCGGCCAUUCACUACCCAAAUGAAAGCUCUCGACGAGAAAGCUGAAAAGGCGGACCAGGCAGAGAAACUUGAAAUUUUGCUGAAGAAGAAGCAGAUAACGGAAAAAGCUGGUGUAACUGUGUUUUCGAGCUUGGGAGCACCAUUAGGACAGAUUAUUUUGCAAUUUGCACUGUUCCUUGGGGUCAAGGGGAUGGUAACGCUGCCUGUGGAGCAGUUACGGGAUAGCGGGGUUUGGUUUCUGCCUGAUCUUACAGUGGCUGGUCCUUACUACAUCAUGCCACUGGUGGUCGCUGGGUUGGCCAAUGUGCAGUUGAGUCUUCAAAAACGAGAUAUGGAUCCGUCGCGACCGGAAAUGGCGCAUGCACUCAACGUGUUCCGCGUUAUGAGUUUUGCAUUUACUCCUUUCAUGGCGGCAUACCCCGAUGGUCUGUGGUUGAGCGUAGCGGCGGGCUUGGCAGUUUCCUUAAUCCAGACUCGGCUUCUGCAGAUACCAAGCAUCAGCACUAAAUUGGGCAUCAUUCCUUUAACCAACAAGCUGCCACCCGUCCCGACGACAGAAACCUUCCGACUCAUUAGUCGCUAUAUCCAAAAGAAGUUUUCGGCAGGCCGUCGAAAGCCCCAGGCCCUACGACUGCCCAAAGCUAAGCCAGGCAGGGCUUCGAGAAGAUGAUGUGAUUCGCAAUAUCAUACAAGAGUUUUCAUAGAUCUUAAUGAUGUGUUUUAGGGGGCACACCACUACUCAUAUAUCUGACCAAAUGACAGGUGAAUUUGAAUGAUGCAUGCCAACGGCUAAGUACUGUGAAGGUGAGCGACACGUAUAUACAAGUCACAGAAUCGGCAUUGGCAUUGCGUCCGACAAUCAAGGACGGGUUUUCCUCGAUCUGUUCAGCGUCUGGACAUAUUGGCGUUUCUUUUGGAAUGUGGUUUUCAUUCCCGUCUGUGAAGAUGUAUUGAGUACCCGCUCCAAGCAGAUCAUCGUAGAGGCACUAUUUGGAAUGGCAGAUACGACUUUUGGCAAGUUUCCGCACUAGUACUGCGGCCCCGAUUACGCCAGGAUCCGAAACCCGAGUUCUUAUGCAACA